AUGAACAGCUCGAAAUCGUCAUUUACAUUCUCCAAGGAGAAGGUCUUGCCCACUUCUGAUCCAAAGUCUCCAUUCUACUACAACUUGCCACCACAUGACUCCAAGCCCAUCGACACCUUGGUUGAGUUUUUCAAGUUUUGGAAGUACUUUAUCAAGUCCAUCAUCUACUACUUUAAGGAGAUCAGCUUGGUUAAAGAGUUGGGUGCCAACCUCAACUACCAGUUGAUCAAUGCUGUUCAGUUUCCCGGGUGCAAGGAUCUACCUCAGCGCAUCAUUCAUGAGAUCAAUGUGAGUUCGUCGCCGCAGGGCGCCAACAACGGUGCAUCGUCUCCGAGGGAAGUGACACCGACAAAGGAGUUGAAAAAGACUCCUUCUGGGUCGAGUUUGAGCAGCAUGAGCACUCAGACUUCCGGUGCCGCGUCUCCGGCAGUGUCCCAGAACGGAGUGCCACAUGGAGCACUCACUGGUUCAAGUGUCAAUGGCCACAAGAGCAGCCCAAGGCCAGGGUUACACAAGGUCAAGUCGGGUUCUGGUAACCAGUCGUUUUUGAAAAACGCAUCGACUAGUCUCCACAAGAAGGCCGCGUCCUUUGCUAGCCAGACCCCGUUCCCGCAUCAUCACCAACACCACCACACGCAAGGGCUGCAUCCGGGACUGCCGCACCAAAGUGGAGGAGGAUCAACGCCGCCAUUGAUAACGCUGGAACACAGCAAUGAUGUGCGCAUCCCACCAAACAUGUUUCCUGAAAACUCAAUGUUCACCAAUCUUCCCGCGCUUUUGUUGAGCUCCCACCACACAGCAUACAGCAAGAGCAAAAAAUUGCACAAGGAUCUCAAUGCGAGAUUGAUUCCCAGAUUGGAAGUGUUGUUGAAGCAGGUGUCACACAAGAUCAAGGAGAUCAAGACCUCGCUACGCAAUGACGCUUUUGCCAAUGCAGAAUUGGCAAAAGAGAUUUCCAAAACGGGACAAGUGUUGAGCAGGUACCUGGUUGCCGUUGAAAUAUACUGCGGAACCAGGCCUGUUAUCAAGACUGUGGGAUCAGAGGAUGAGAAUGGACAACCCAUAGCCGAAGAUGGUGAGUUUGCUGCGCUUGAUGACCCGUUAUUGCUCAAGUUUAAAGUUGAUUCGAGGUUAAAGACGCAGUUAAUUUUUGAAAACUACAUGUUUGCCUCGUAUAUGAACUUGCAGAAUAUCAGUAAGGACUUGUUUACUUAUUUAUUAAAGGAGCUCAACUGGGUGGUUGACAAGUAUGGGAAAUUGGAUUUGAACACGGAAUUUUACCAUUUCUUGAAGGCAAAGAUUAGUGCAUCAUCAACUAAGGACUGGGAGUUUUUCAUCUCCCACAAUCCUGCGUUUGUCAACCCCUAUAUUGACACCGAGGAGAAUCCAAAAAGAGAGACCAGGACGUUUAAAUCGGUGAUUUUACCCUAUGCAGAUUCGAUUCAAAACAAGUGUCUCCACUUCGGUAUGAUGUACAAAAAAUCCAAAUUGACGAAGAGUUACACGAGACAUUUCUACAUUUUAUCUUGCAACUAUUUGCACGAAUUCAAGUUUGACGAAGAAGCGAGCAAAAAGGCCAACGCGGCCAAGAAGGAAAAAAUCGGUGGGUUGGUUGGCGCCGACGAUGAACCGAUAAAGUCGUACAACUUGAAUGACUAUGCCAUUUCGGUCAAGGAGGACGGCUGCAAAUUCAUCAUGACCAAGAAGUCAACGAAAUCUAAACGCACUUUCCGGUGCUUGAAUGAGCAAGAGUUUCAAGGCUGGUUUGGAGACCUUUCCGAGUUGUUGAAGUUUGGCAGUGACCACCAUGGCAGGUUUGCAUUUAUUCAGCGCAAGGCUGCCCAGAAUGGAGGCAGCUUUGAUCCAAAAAGGAGGAAAUCGUCGGCUUCUCCUCCUUCAAACACCACCCCCGCGUCCACGACGCAUGCGCAAGCAGUGGCAGCCUCCAAGGAAUUGUCCUUGAAUCUCAACAAUGCAUCAGUUCCAGCACUAUCGGGCAUGUUUACUCCAAGGAUUGGCACUCCUCUCGAGUCAAAAGCAGCUGCUGUGCAGGAGGCUAAUCCAUUCGACGAGGUCUUUUCAUCGAUGCCCACGCAUCAGGGAUCUGCCAUGUCGAGUGUCAGGUCGUCGCCUGCGCUUACUCCAAAGGCACUCACUCCCGUGGAGUCCUUUACCAAUAUUCCUUUGAUUAUCAACCACGAGGGUGGUACUAUGCCGGGUACAAGUUCGGGCGCUGGCGAUGGCGCUGGAGAGAAAGGCUAUGUGGGACACGAUGACUAUGUUAAACUUCAACAGGCAUUUAUGAAGCAACAAGCUGAAAUACUGGCUUUGAGGCAUAAAGACCAUGACAAUAUCGAAUUAAUCAGAGACAAGCUUCUAUCUUUGCACUUGCAAGAUGUGCCGCCAUCAGCGCAACAUCAUCACCAUCAACAACAGCAUGCUGAUGGCGGAUUGAAUGUUCGCAAGCAGAGCGACGAGAGCUUGAACUCGUUUGUGUUGCUGCCUAACUCUGUCCCGCUUGCUCACGCCGCGGUGGAGAAUUUUUACCCCCGGAAAGAAGAUGGUGGCGUUGUGUUUAAUAUUGCUCCUAGCAGUUUGAAUAACGACGUCCAAGGUGUGGAUGCUCAACUGAGUGAACAGCAGCAGCAGAGUAGUACCAGGAACUUGCCCACUGUUUUCAUUAGCAGCAACCAUUAA
Lodderomyces beijingensis is the source of this 2697-nucleotide messenger RNA. The record is from the annotation of a GenBank genome assembly. Lineage: Eukaryota; Fungi; Ascomycota; Pichiomycetes; Serinales; Debaryomycetaceae.